Ichthyophthirius multifiliis is the source of this 1074-nucleotide messenger RNA. Its product is annotated as protein kinase domain protein. Gene Ontology annotation, cellular component: autophagosome; cytoplasm. NCBI's taxonomy places the organism in Eukaryota, Ciliophora, Oligohymenophorea, Hymenostomatida. Gene Ontology annotation, molecular function: protein serine/threonine kinase activity; ATP binding. The transcript has 2 exons. Gene Ontology annotation, biological process: autophagosome organization; protein autophosphorylation; autophagy. The record is from RefSeq and is a predicted model, not a curated record.
AAAAUGCAAUAGCAAACCUAAAAAGUAUUCACAUAAAGACAUCAUCAAUAAAUUCCUUAAUCUCUAAACGGUCCCCAAGUCUUAAAACACGUCGACAAUUACAUAAUAUUUAACGAAAAACUUGGUGGAGGUUAAUUUUCUUAAGUUUAUAAAGCAAUGGAUAAAAACGAUAGUACCCACUAGAAAUAUUUUGCAGUAAAAACAAUACCAAUGACCCCUGCUUAGUAUUAAAAAAUUUCCAAUUAUAAUCAAUUACUCUAAAAAGAAAUAGACAUCUUAUUAAAAGCCAGACAUUAAAAUCUUAUAUAAAUGCAUGAUUUAAAAUAAACACCAAAUAAUUUAUAUUUAUUUCUUGAUUAUUGUAAUGGAGGUGAUCUUCGAUAAUAUAUAACAAAAAAAAAAAACCGUUUAUCAGAAGAAGAAGCAGUUGAGUUUUUUAAAUAAAUGUGUGCCGGUUAUUAAGCCUUAAACGAAAAAAAAAUCAUCCAUAGAGAUUUAAAACCUGAAAAUAUACUACUCCAUGGCAACAAAAUAAAAAUCGGCGAUUUUGGAUUUGCCCGAAUAGUUACAGAUCUUGACCAAGCAGUCCGUAUGACAUAAAAAUGUUCGCCUUUAUAUGCUCCUCCAUAGAUUCUUUUAAACGAAAAAUACUCAUCUAAAUGUGAUGUAUGGUCCAUGGGUUGCAUUUUCUUUGAAAUGCUAUACGGAAAGCCUCCUUUUAAUGCCAAUUCGAUAAUAUCUUUAUCGGAAAACAUAAAAAAAAUAGUCGGAAAUUCCCAAUAUUAACUACCUACCUACCCACCUAUAGCCCCCGAAGCUAAAGACAUUUUAAUAAAAAUGCUUAUGUAUAAUGAAAAAGACAGGGUUUCUUGGGAAAAAAUAUUUAAGCAUCCUAUUUUAAACAAAAAUAUAUAAAAAUUAGUCCCUUUAGAUGUAGAAUUGGAUCAUGCAAACAAUCCUUUAUAUUAAUCAAUAAGAAAAAACAUAGAUGCAGUUUGGGAAUAAUAAUAACUAACAAAAAAAAUAAUAAACAAUAUAAUAAUAAUAAUAAAUAGUUUAGAAAAUAAAAAUUGA